Molecule: messenger RNA, 829 nt
Organism: Drosophila guanche
Lineage: Eukaryota; Metazoa; Arthropoda; Insecta; Diptera; Drosophilidae
Exons: 2
Coding region: 116-733 (205 amino acids)
Source: RefSeq, a predicted model, not a curated record
AGCCACUUCUACAGAGAUAUGGAAAAAGAAUAAAAAAUAGAACAAAUGAACUAUAGACUAUCGUAUAUAACCAGCUGCCGUCGAAAAUUAGCUUCACUCAGCGAAAUCUGUUGAAAUGUGGCACAAACCAAACCUGGGAAUAUUGCUCCUCUAUUUGAUGGCCAGCGAAGGAAACGCGCUGCCCACCGAUGUAGCCAGAUACAAUAAAUUGGGCCAAAGCCCAACAGCAGCAACUGAGUGCAAGAACAGCAGUGUGGUUUCAACGACUAACAGUCUGGAUACUGAGAGAAACACAUCGCCACCGGACUUUGAGUACGCUCUGCUCGGUCAGGAUCCCAAGGAUCAGCAUUGGUAUCGGGUCAGUCUUACGCCCACAAAGAACCAGACUGGCUAUCGAGCCCAGUUCGCCACACGGAAGCAGCCGCCCUUCGAUGAUCAAAUGGCUCACAGGCACGACAAGACCAUUGGCGAGCUGCUCGAUUGGCUGGACCAUUCCGAGGAACGUAAUCUGCUGCAAGUGUAUCGCGACCUAUUGGAGGACGAGCAGAGGAAAUUAGAGGCAAAUCAAAGGCUGGAUAAUAAAAUCGAAAGGGCCACCAAGAAGUACUUCCAAAAGAGCAACAAUCAGUUGGUAGGAGAGGAGGCGACAACCCCAGCACCAGCAUCAAGCCCAAAUGGUAUAGAACCAAAGGAUGUGCAGGACUUUGUAUACUUUAUAAAGGGACUGAAAUGAAGUGCGUAAAGAUGUUCCUUGAACAAAAAAACAGUCGCUAAAAGGCCGUUCAAUUUGUAAUAUUUGAAUGAAAUUCCCAAACCUAUUACCACCCUC